AUGCAUCGAUUUAUUUCGUGUUAUUCAGGAAUUUUAAGAACAUUGAUAGAAGUCAAAGACCCAAUCGUAUCUGCAAGAAAUCGCACUUUACAACUUUCAAAAACAUUCUCAUCUAUGCCUCCUAUUGCAAAAAGUAGCCAUUAUGACUAUCUUGUUAUUGGUGGAGGUAGUGGUGGUUUAGCUUCGGCCAGGCGCGCUGGUUCAUAUGGCUUUAAGGUUGGCAUAAUAGAAUCAAGUGGUCGACUAGGUGGAACUUGUGUUAACGUCGGUUGCGUUCCUAAAAAGGUCAUGUUUAAUACUGCUUCUGUCGCUGAAGCUUUACACGAUGCGCAAUUGUAUGGUUUUGAUCUAUCAUCGGUUCCAAAAUUCAAUUGGAGUAUACUUAAACAAAAACGUGAUGCAUACAUUAAACGCUUAAAUUCCAUUUAUGUUAAUAACCUUGUCAAGGAUAAUGUUGAAUACAUUAAAGGAAAGGCAAGUUUCGUAUCUAAAAAUGUGUUAAGAGUAGAACAUGAUGGACAGGUCGAGGAAAUAGAAGCGAAAAAAAUUCUAAUUGCCACUGGUGGUCGCCCUCGCUUACCAUCUGAAAUCCCUGGUUUUGAAUUGGGGAUUACGAGUGAUGGGUUCUUUGAUCUUGAAGAGCAGCCCAAGAAAGUUCUUGUCGUUGGUACAGGAUACAUUGGAGUCGAACUUGCUGGAAUAUUCAACACCUUAGGAACAAAUACAUCUUUGCUUAGCCGUUCGGAUGAAAUUUUACGUACAUUUGAUCCAAUUAUCAAAGACACGCUCCUUGAACAGUCAAAAAAAGAGGUUAGUUUUACCUCAAAGGAAACGAAUGAUACGGUAGAAGAAUUUGAUACUCUUUUGUGGGCGAUUGGAAGGGCCCCAAAUGUUGAAGCAUUAAAUUUGGAUACUAUUGGCGUUAAACUCAAUGGUAAAGGGUAUAUCAUUAGUGAUGAAUAUCAAAAUACCACUGUCGAAGAAAUAUAUGCUUUAGGUGACGUAUGUGGAGUGGCGCAGUUAACACCCGUUGCUAUUGCUGCAGGGAGACGUUUGUCUGAUCGUCUCUUUGGUCCUCCAGAGUUUAAAAACAGUAAACUUGACUAUGACAAUAUUCCAACUGUCAUAUUUCACGGCACUUGUGGAACAGUUGGCUUGACAGAACCUGAGGCAAGAAAAAAGUUUGGAGAAGAAAAUGUCAAAACUUACACUUCUAAAUUCGUAAAUAUGUAUUAUGCUAUGACUGAACACAAACCCGCAACGGCAUACAAACUUGUCGUAGUGGGUGAAGAAGAAAAGGUUGUUGGCGUUCAUCUAGUUGGAAGAGAUUCUGCUGAAAUUUUACAAGGAGUUGCGAUUGCUGUUAAACUGGGCGCUAGGAAAGCAGACUUUGAUAAUACAGUUGCGAUCCACCCUACUGCUGGAGAAGAAUUGUGUCCGCCAAAUGUUAUGGAUAAAAUUUUAAAUGAUAACUUGGACUAUUUGCAACAAAUGCUAGAUGCAUACGAUAAAAAGACUUUGGCUGCUCCACCAAUGCUGGCGAGUGAUAAAGCUUUUGAUCUUACUGAAGCCUCUCUCAGUAGCUUGUUUCUACUUGAUUCGUCUGUUUGUAAAAACUUGAUCUGUAGUUUCAAAGAAGAGAAUGUGACAUGGGAACAAUGGAAUAGUGAUGAGCUACGAGAAAAGAUAAUUCAGCAUUAUUUCGAAGAACGAAUUAAUGUUAUUGAAAUUUUAUGCUAUCUAUUUUUUUUAGCGUUAGAUCCUGAUAAGGUAUAUCACGAAUUAGCAAUAGAAAUAAUUCAGAACCAUUUUUUAGAUGAUACUUUUAAAGAUAGAAUAUUUGAUCAAUUUAAACGAAAAUCUCAACAAGAUGUACCUCCAAAUUUUUUGGAUGCAGACUUAGCAACAUUAUGGGCCACUCAGUCUGUAAAAGAGCAAAAGGUUUUAUUGGAUCUUUUGUUCCUCCGAUAUGCUGUACAGUCGCCAGAUCAGUCAUCUCAUCUGCUGUUAUUAAAGUUUCUCAACCAUUCGAUUAGUACAAGAUUUUGUCGUGAUCAACCUACUGACCGUUUCCUUGAUUCAGUUGGGAAAGAAAUCGUAUCUCAAGCCCAUGACCUUAGUCAAAUUUUGGUAAUCAUAAUCCUAUUUGUUGAAUUUAAUGUUGAUAGUAUUCUACCUUCUGCUCCUUCGCUUCUCAAACGACCUGCCUCACAACAAGAUAUUAUGGCUAUCAAUGAAGUUGCGCUAAAAAUGGGCAACGAUCAAACACAUGGAAUUUUUUUAUGGAUUUGGUCAUCAUAUUUGUCGCAUUUACAGACAUAUUUUGACGAAACGAGUUGGCCUUAUACUUAUCAGGACCUUGAGACGAUCGUGAACAGUAUAACAAGGGAAUUUGGUGUCAAAGCGUUCAAGCUUAACGUCAUUAAGUAUAUUCACCUUGUCCUCACCGGCUCAUGUUUUCGACCAGAAGAAUCAUAUGUUACCGGUUAUAAAUUAGUAUUUAAGCAUUUUUUCAUUUCUAUCUUUGAGGCUUAUGAGGUUAACCAUUUACCAGAUUAUGAAGGUCUUGUAGAAUGUUUUGCACUAGUAUUUGGAGAGUACGGCCCAUGUAAAGAAUUUUGGGAAGAGGAUUUCGACCAUCCUAAACGAAGAUCAUUAUUGGAUUUGGCAAUAGCCAGGUUUCCACAGCAAUUUGGUCCACUCAUACGAUUGCUUACUGCUUUGUCCGCCAAUUCAGAUUCAGCGAAAUACGUGUUUGAAUUUUUACAAUCGUUUUCUGUGUGUUGUUAUUUGGCAAAUGAUGGACAAAUAAAUGUUGUUGAAUCUGGUCAAUAUGUGGUAUUUUCUUGCCAACCUAUUAAAAUAUUUGAAGACGUUUACCAAAAAGCAAUCACAAUUCCGCAAGGUACAUAUGGUAACAUAGUCUCACUCACAAAUGGGAACAAGAUAAUUCGUUGGAAAUUCAAUUAUUCGGCUUGGCAUCUUUUCGGAAAUAUGUUGGAAUCUUUUCCAAUGACACAGAUUGACAAGUCAGCAUCUAUUUCACCGAUAUCAGAGGAUACUAUUAUUUCUAGAAUUAGGAAUAUCUUACAACUUUUGCAUACAAUUUUAAUAUAUGCACCAGAUUUAGUCAAACCAUUUAUUGAACAUUUAGAAUCACGCGAAGAAAUUAUCAAAUAUUAUGCAGAUUUUCCAUCAAUUAUUUUUGCUGUGAUUAAACAUAGUUUUCGUUUUUUGAAUAAAAUGAAUCAUGAUGAAAUAGAAUUAAUUGCUUGUUGUUUAAGGUGUUUGAGAGCUUUAUUACCUCACUUUGGUAAUGAAAUUUGUUCAUACCUUAAACAAUCAAGGCUUUUACCAGAGAUAGUGUCAACUGAUGGAUCUAUUAACUAUACUCAAUCAAUUGAUCAAUUGCAAUAUUUGCUAAUGGAACGUGAAUGCAUUUUUGGCAAUUACCCAGUGACACUCGCCUUUUUAGAUCUAGUAAUUCGUAUAUUGGGUAAUAUUGAGCAGGUUGAAUUGGUCCCGGAUACGGAGAGUCCUUUAGAUGUGCUACAUUCUUGUACAUAUUAUAUAUUGAACGCUAUUUUUGUUUCGUAUGAUCAUUGGCGUUACAAUAAUUCGGAGGAACAUAUUCAAAUUGGCCACAAAUGCUUGGAAGUUUUCAAUAGAAUCAUGUUGGGAUGUCCACCUGGAAAUGAAAUUCCUAAACAUACUGAUCCUAUGAUAUCUACUAAAGAAAGCCCGUUACAAAAUUCUCUACGAAAAAAUUUGUCAAAAAGUUUUUUAAAUGACGGUGGUUUAUACCAUGCACUUCCAUUAUUUUCUAUAAUUGAAAGAGGCAAAGAGCAAAGACAUUAUGUAGAGAGAGUUUCAAACUAUCAAAUGUCGCAGGAUUCAACCGAAUUACAAGAGUUGACAUUGUCAUUUCUUUUAAGGCUGUUAAAAACACGAAUAAAAAGCACUGAAGUCUCUUGGAUGGAAGUUAACUUGUUGGAAAGAUCUUCGGAAAAUUAUAAUAAUAAUAGAUUAGUUGCAACAAUUGCAUCAUUUAUCAAACGUACCGACAACUUAAACAUCUCGAUAUUAUCCUGCGAGUUGUUGACUUUACUUUUUGAGUUAGCUAUAAAAGCAUUACCAAAAUGGACAUCGUUAGGUAGCCUUCUUGGAAAUGACACCGAAUCAAAAAGCUUGAUAAAUAUUUUUAUACAUAGGCUUAAAUCAGAGGUUCAAGCCCCAACUCUUCAGGUUGCUAUCUUAAAUUUUUUCACUAUUUCGACUCACGUGCAUAUUGGGCUAGUUAUUCAGGGGUCCUAUAUUUUCUCUGAUGUACUUGACCACAAAGGUAAAGGUAAAGCUGCGGAUGCUACUACUUUUGAUUCAAUUAUUCGAAUUGUUCUCGACUUUCUACAAGAUUGGGAAAACCUUCAGCAAGAAAAACCGUUUUUAUUACUGGCUACAAUAAGAUUCCUUGAUGUAUUAUGGGAAAAUUCUCGGAACUUUGACAAAAGUAUUUUGAAAACAUUACGGGAAGAUAAUAAGUUUUGGGACAAUUUAGCUGCAAUACUUUUUGGGGACUUAAAAACAAAGAUACAAUCACAUAAAGUUUUCGAUUUAGUUCAAGAUCAUCUUAUUAGUGAUGUUAAUGAUAUGGUGGCGCAAGUAUGUUGCCAUCUUAAUAUUAAGGCUCGGGUGCUGAGAAUAUUAGCUCAUGAAAUUUAUAUUUUGACAUCAUUUAAUGGUUCGAAAGAUGCAAACGAUUUUCUCAAAGCUAUUCCUUCAGGCGGUCUGAGAACAAUUUUUGCUGAAAUUAAGGAUUCAGAUAAGCUUACAACAUGGCUUAAAGAUUUUACACGUAUCGACUAUGAUUCAACAAUUCAACGUUCACUUUAUGACAUUAGAGAACAAAGUUUUUCUUGGCUCAAAUUGCAAAGACUGACAAUUGUUUGUUGGAAUGAGGAUUAUGAUUUAAGUCAUAUUUAUGGUGACAAUUACAUGUAUGAUAUUAAUUUAGCAAGGAAAUUAUUGAGCCUUCGUAGUAAUUCACCAGAUUCUGAAGGAUUAUUGCAUGCAUUAUGUAAAGAAAAUCAUCAUUGGUCCCGGAUAGAUGCGCAAGUAGUGUUGCUUAGGUCAUGGAAAUAUCUUAUGGAAGCAGCUUCUGAUAGGUUGGCUGGUGUCUUUUGGACGUUAAAAAACAAAUCUGAUGUUUCUUGGCCGAUUUUGAAAGGUAUUGCAGAACGCAUUGAAGAAGAAACGCGUGAUGGGCAUAUCAUAAUGAUGAUGAUUCGUGAUGAUUUAGCUUCUUUGCUACUACGCUUAUUGGAACGAUUGUCGACUCCUGAGGAAUCCCCUAUUCCGGAUCACACUAUACAUUAUGCUGAAUUAAUCAAUCUAUUGCACAAUGGAAUAAUGAGCGUAAUUUUUCCUAUCCGUGAUUCCGUUUUGGAACGUUCCACACCACCGUUUCAUCGACCGCUUUUACAAUCUCUAUUAUUAUGCCUUCGCGCACUUCGCAAUACUAAUAAUCUUUUAUCACGUGAUAUGUCAAUCUUAUCAGGAUUUCAGUCUACUUGCCGUUCACUACUUACCGAAAUUAGCGCUCUACUGGAAUCGCUUAUGAGUAGGAAAGUAAAUGAUAAUGCUAUUGAUGAAGAUAUUUUGACAUUGGUCGUAAUCCUGGAAAAACUUAUACAUCCAUUAUGUAGCCCAUAUCCUACUGUCUGGCUUAAGAUUCUAGAAGAUCAUCAUAUAAUUCAAUUACUUCUCAACACAUUUACCUACUCUUUAUCUUUGCCAUGGAAAGAUCGCCCGAUAUAUACUGAUAGUGUGAUGUAUUUCCUUUUAUCGCUAGCAAAUGUUCCAGUUGCAGCGAAACAGCUGUAUCAUGAUGGAAUAAUGACAGUAUUUUGCAACAAUAGGUUGUCGCAGACUCUGCAAAAAGGGGAUGUUCAACCAAAUUCAAUAGAAGAUCGACAUCAAGUGUGGUGCUUUAUGUUGGCAGUUGUAACAAGUAUAUUAUGUACGAUUGAAAGUAAGGAAAAGGCCAAUUAUUUGAGAAACGUAUUAGGCUUUGUCAAUCUCUUCAAUAACCAAAUCGUUCAUGCAAUGACGUGUGAAUUACCAAUUAACAUGCCAUAUCUAGAGGAAAUUCAACGUACAACAAUGUUAUUUCAUCAAUUGGCGCUUCAUAUAGGAACAUCUAGCGAAAUUGAAAUUUCUCGAUAUUAUGAAGAAUCCUUAACAACACUUCUAGCCAAGAUUAAUUAUCUUUUUACUCAUCCAAAAUAUACUUCACUGAUGGUUUUACCGUUGACACCCGAUGAAAAAGAGCAAUCAACCACACUUAUUUCGGAUGGUAUAAAGUCUGCAUUUCAAAAAGCCAUGCCAAAUGUAAAUGUUACAACUCCCGGUUCUUAUGAAAUGAACAGAUUCAUGCAACGUGUUCAGCAAAAACUUUUAAUAAUUGCACGUAAUAUUUUGGCUACCUAUAUUCAUUUAGCCAAUACUAGAGAUGUUCUUACCAUGUCUAUACCGAUAUGGUCGGAGCAACGCAUAUACUUUGAACCAUUGAUAAAGGGUUCAGAUGAUGAACCUGCAACUAUUGCCACCUUAUUAGAAUUAAUGGACUAUGGUCUAACAUUACUUGAGUUAUGGGAAUUAUCCAUUAGCUCUGAUCAAAUUGAUGAUUGGCAAUUCUGGCGUGUUACUUGGAAGACAACUACAACAUUUGUUGAAAUGACCUUUGUUUUAGCAACAUCGCAACUGACAUCAAGCUUUUAUUCUGAACCACGCAAGCGAAAAGAUAUUCAGGAUUUAAUGACUGAUGUGAAAUCUCGUAUGGUCAACGUACAACGAUUAAUAAAAAAAUUAUUAGACACUGGCACACGAGUUAAAACGGAGGAACAAGAUUUAAAAUCGGUUGAAAUAGUUUUGCGUGGAUUGCAACAAUUUAUCUCUAAGGCAUUAGGUACGGUUUAA
Messenger RNA from Cetraspora pellucida, 6975 nucleotides. NCBI's taxonomy places the organism in Eukaryota, Fungi, Glomeromycota, Glomeromycetes, Diversisporales, Gigasporaceae. The record is from the annotation of a GenBank genome assembly.